This is a messenger RNA of Cladophialophora psammophila CBS 110553, 1659 nucleotides long. RefSeq lists its product as uncharacterized. Gene Ontology annotation, molecular function: oxidoreductase activity, acting on paired donors, with incorporation or reduction of molecular oxygen; heme binding; monooxygenase activity. Lineage: Eukaryota; Fungi; Ascomycota; Eurotiomycetes; Chaetothyriales; Herpotrichiellaceae. The coding region runs from base 1 to 1659 and encodes 552 amino acids. The transcript is spliced from 3 exons. The record is from RefSeq and is a predicted model, not a curated record.
AUGACCUCGCAACCCUCUCUCGUCCAGCUGAGCAAGCUCGCUGCAUCAUGUUACAAGCUGGCUUUGCUCUCACUGCUGCUUUUUCCGCUAGGUCUGCUCGGACUGUAUCUCUACAACACACCCACCACAUGGAAGGACAGUCGAAGAAAGCACCUACCACCCGGUCCCAAAGGAUAUCCAUUCAUCGGCAAUCUUCUAGACCUCGCAGACUCGGAGCUCGUUAGACACAAGGCAAGGCAGUGGCAUCAGCAGUUUGGGGAUAUCUUCUACACCAAGAUAGGAGGCACCGACUACAUUUGGUUGUCAUCGCCCAAAGCCGUCAAAGAUUGCCUCGACAAGAAAUCGAAUAUCUAUUCGUCGCGUUCGCCGGCACCCUUUGCUCAAGAUGUUGCGAGUGGAGGGAAACGCCAGUUGUUCAUGGCGUAUGGCUCUGGAUGGCGAAAUUUACGUAAAUCGAGCCAUGCGUUGCUCAAUGCUACGAGCGCCGUCAAGUAUCAGCCAAUUCAGGAUUUCGAGUCGAAGCAACUUUUGUCCGAUUUCCUCGAGACACCAGCAAGAUUCUACGAGCACAAUCGCCGGUAUAGCUCCUCUGUAAUUAUGCUGCUUACAUAUGGGUAUCGGCUUCCAACCUGGGAACAUCCUCUGGUAAAGGAGAUUUAUACCGUGCUCGACAAUCUGACCGAGAUGACAGCCCCCGGAGCGCAUGCUGUGGAUAGCUUCCCUUCCUUGGCCCACCUGCCUCAAUGGCUCUUCGGUAACUGGAGGUCACAAGCUGAGAAGGUCUUUGCGCAUGAUAGUAAGGUGUACAUGGACCUUUGGCAGACGCUCAAGAAAUCUGUCGAUGAAGGCACUGCAGCUGAAUGCUUUUGCAAGGACUACUAUCUGAGUGAUCCUCGUAAACAUGGUAUUGAUGAUAUGCAGGCAGCGUACAUGUGCGGUGGGCUUGUUGAAGCAGGAUCAGAGACCACCAGCACGACUUUGAACAAUUUCGUCCUUGCCAUGAUCCUCUUUCCAGAGGCAAUGAGAAGGGCACAGGAAGAGAUCGACCGAAUUAUUGGCAGUGAUGGUCUCAGGAUGCCGACAUGGGAUGACGAGCUCAGCCUUCCUUAUACCCGGGCAUUGGUCAAGGAAACUCUUCGAUGGAGGCCAGUCAACAAGUUCGGAAUGCCUCACUACACCAGCGAGGAUGACUGGUACGAGGGUUACUUCAUCCCUAAGAACUCAGUCGUGAUGCUAAAUUGGUGGGCCAUCCAUAUGAAUCCUGAGCUUUACAAGGACCCGGAAAUCUUUGAGCCCUUACGAUACCUCGACAAACCACUAUCGGCGGCAGAAUACAUCAAUGCAAACGAUCCUUUUGAGCGAGAUCAUUUUACAUAUGGCGCUGGUCGUCGGGUUUGCCCUGGAGUCCAUGUGGCCGAGAAGUCGCUCUUCAUCAAUGUUGUCCGGACAUUGUGGGGGUUUGAUAUUAGAAAACCUACGGGAGCGGACGGGGAGCCCAUCGAGCCUGAAACGACCAUGAUAAGAGGAUUUCUCAGUGUCCCCAAACCAUUCAAAGCAGACAUUUCGGUUAGGUCACCCAAUCAUGCAACCACCAUACGCAAGUCGUUCGAGGCAGCAGAAAGAGAGGGCAUUAAAUUUUGUCGCCCAAAAGCAAGAUGA